UUUGAGCCGCUAUCCAAUCCAGUCAAAUUCAGUGAAACGUCUGAUAUCAACCUCGACCUACAUUUCGUGUUUUUCUUUUAUUCAACUUUAGACUGUCAUUUUUCGAGAUCAGGUCCCGAUUCACAAUGGGAACUAAAUCUUCGCUUAUGCUACAAGAAGAGGAAAUUCAAGAGAUUCAGCAGGAGACUGGAUUUUCAGCAAACCAAAUCGAGCGACUUUACAGCCGAUUUCUGAACUUGGAUAAAACUGACAGUGGCACUCUGAGUCGUGAAGAUUUUCUACGCAUUCCUGAAUUAGCCAUAAACCCUCUUGGGGACCGAAUAGUGCACGCUUUCUUCAUGGAUGCGCACGACGAUCGCAUCAACUUCCGCCAGUUUGUGCGUGUCCUGUCAAGGUUCAGGCCUCUGAAGAAAAACAAAGAGAACAAGUUAAACAGCAGGGAAGAAAAGUUACACUUCGCAUUCAAAAUGUACGACUUGGACGAUGAUAAUAGGAUCUCACGGGACGAGCUGCUUGCAGUCCUGCACAUGAUGGUUGGAGCAAACAUUUCAGAUGAACAGUUGGCUAGCAUUGCAGAUCGCACAAUCAUGGAAGCAGACAAGGAUGGCGAUAAUAUGAUCUCUUUCGAGGAGUUCUGCGCUACUUUGGACAAGACGGAUGUUGAAGAAAAGAUGAGCAUCCGCUUCCUCAACUAGCACAACUACAUCUCGAGCAGAAUCUUAUCCCUUAUACUUGUAGUAUCUCGCACACUAUAGCGACGAAAGUGCAGCCUGCUGUCUUUUGCAGUUCUGCUGCCUUUUAGCUGCUGUUGCUUUUUCUAUUGGGCCUUGUUUCUUGAGAGCAUUUGUAUUUAUAUGUAUGGGAAAUGGAGCUGAAAGACAGAUACUUAAUAUUGAGGAGCGUUUAAGACGUAAUGCCUGCAUUUUGCAUCUAUAUUUGAAGGGCUGCGCUGCUUGUCAUCAGAUAUUGCCUUUGUGACAGACACGUCCAGCAGGUCCAUGUAGUUGUAAAUUCCAGGGAUUUUAUGCGCUGUUUAGGGGUGAGGUUUACAGAGAAUGGCAGGUGUCAUGGUGGGACCAGAAAUGGUUUAUUUUAUGUAAAGAUUCUUGUACAGGUGCAGAAGUUGAAAAGUGUUUGCCUGUAAAGUUGCAUCGUAGAGCAGGUUGUUGCACAGUGUGAAAUGCGAAACAGUUAGAACUGCAGUUGCAUGUGGAUUGGCAACAUGAGAUGUGAUAUAGAAAGAUAAUUUUUAUGUUCAGCCUCGAUGAUAUAACGUGUCCAUAUUGGGAACAACAUUUCUUGAAGUACAGGGUGCCAUCAGAGAAUGCCUUGAGGUUGAUAUUAGCAUAAUCUGAGCUGCUGAGUAGUCCCAUGAAUAGAGAAAGAGAAAAUGUCUUCUUGGUACGGUUCAUCAUUGGGUGAUAGGUACAAAUCUGUUUGCAUUUGCUUGAUUUUCUAUCUCUGCCUUCCGACCUUGUGGCACAAUUUUGUUUCUGUAAGGGUUUCUUCACAUGGGUCUCUUACAACGGUUUCUGUGCAGUGUAGUUUUGCUCGUAAGGGUUAAUGUAUCUAGUACUGUUAUACAACCACUGUUAUAUAGAACAUGCUUUCAAAGGAGGUUUAUUUAAAGUUCCAUUGUUCAUUCUCAUGUAGUGCCCGGUGAAGUUCCUAACCAAGGAGCAGUAUUCCACUGCGUGCUUUAUUGAACCAUAAGAGGGUAUUACUGAACAGAUAUUUUUUUAUUGAGGCAAUAAUACUGGACAACAAUUGGGGGUCAUUAGCUUGUUUGUAUUGCAAUAUUUUGCACAAAAGUAUUUUGUAAUGCAAGAUGGUUGCAAAAUAAAAGUUGCUUACUUAUUAAAUGUU
Messenger RNA from Ornithodoros turicata, 1866 nucleotides. It is a transcript of the gene elm, whose product is annotated as calcineurin B homologous protein 1-like. Gene Ontology annotation, molecular function: calcium ion binding. The coding region runs from base 126 to 695 and encodes 189 amino acids. The record is from RefSeq and is a predicted model, not a curated record. Gene Ontology annotation, cellular component: plasma membrane. Lineage: Eukaryota; Metazoa; Arthropoda; Arachnida; Ixodida; Argasidae. The transcript has 5 exons. Gene Ontology annotation, biological process: positive regulation of sodium:proton antiporter activity.